This is a messenger RNA of Papilio xuthus (Asian swallowtail), 1071 nucleotides long. RefSeq names its product gamma-interferon-inducible lysosomal thiol reductase-like. Gene Ontology annotation, molecular function: oxidoreductase activity, acting on a sulfur group of donors, disulfide as acceptor. The coding region runs from base 42 to 725 and encodes 227 amino acids. The record is from RefSeq and is a predicted model, not a curated record. NCBI's taxonomy places the organism in Eukaryota, Metazoa, Arthropoda, Insecta, Lepidoptera, Papilionidae. The transcript has 8 exons.
UUUGUCGAUAAAAAACGUGUUAAAUUAACUCAAAAUUAAUAAUGUUAAUAUAUAAAAGACUUUGUUUAAAAUUUCUUGCAAUUAUUAAACGGAACAAAAUGCGUACUCUAUUCUUUAUGGUGCUGGCGGCCAUCUUGUGUACCGCACUGGCUAAAAACAAAAGGGAUGAUAACAAGGUGAAAAUAGCAGUUUAUUACGAAGCGUUAUGUCCUGACAGCAAACGUUUUAUCGUAUCACAACUUGCGCCUGUCUGGAGAGACUUCAGGGGCGCGGUGAAGGUCAAACUUGUGCCGUACGGCAAGGCUACUCACGACAAAGUUGAUGGAAAAUGGCAGUUCACUUGUCAACACGGCCCUGACGAGUGCUACGGGAAUAAGGUACAAGCUUGUAUUCUGAAGGACCGCAGUUUACAGGAUACAGACAAAAUGGAGCUUGUGAUGUGUUUGAUGGGCAACGCGAGUCCUGACAAAUCUCUUGAUACGUGUUUGGGUCAAGUGAACAAAUCGAAUAACUCUGACAAGAUAAAGCGUUGCGCUAGCGGGGAACAAGGCGACGCGUUACUCGCCUCGUAUGGAGACAAGACUGAUUUGGUGCAACGCCCUCUAUCCUUCGUGCCCACUAUUAUUAUAAAUGAGAAAUUUGAUCAGGCGAUCCAGGACCAGGCGGUCAACGACCUGCGCGGCGUGGUGUGUCGCGUCGCCGUCAACAAGCCUGCCAUCUGUUGAUGUAAGCUUGAAACUUAACAAGACGCACAGCUCUAGUUUCUCCCCAAUAGAUGGUGUUAUUUACGUUUUCGUAUUGAUUUUUUUAACAAUAAAAGUACAAUUUUUAAAGUAUUAGGAAACUAUCAUGGCUAUGUAAAACGAGGCGUCAUUUAUUUUGUUAUUUCAAUAUAGUUUUCUAAUUGAAUUUAAAUUAUACUUAUAACUUGAUUUCUACUUGUAAAAGUACAAGAUAUAAUAAUAAUUUCAGUUUACAAAUAAUUUUGUACUCAAUUUAAGACUUAGUUAAGACAAUAAUUUAGUUUUAAGACACUUUAUAAGUUUAUAAAAUAUAAAAUUGUCAACUAUU